GAAGAAGAGCAUUGUGCUUGCGCCGGGAAAGAGGCGACGCGCUACAUGUCUGCUUUGACAUAAUCUAAACUAAAGGAUAAAGGAAAAUUCAAGAGUUAUCAAGACACCAGUUUCAUUAUUAUGCGGGAGCAACACACAGGACAGCCAGAGAGAAAACAAGGAUUGUGGACGGAAUUUUACAGACGCAACACGUACGUUUGAGAAAGCAUUUUUAAAACAUUUAAAAACCGAAACCUUAAAAGAAUCCCGUGGAAUUAGUCAUGUCUCGCCGGAGAAGCCACAGCUCGUCUCCAGGAAACUUCUCCCGUUCCUGCAGCAGUAAAGAUCCCAGAGAUAUGGAGAGGAGGAUUUUUGUUGGGAACCUGCCAACAUCGGACAUGGAGAAAAAGGACUUGGAAGACAUUUUCAGCCAAUAUGGAAAAAUAAUCGGGGUGUCCAUGUUCCGUGGGUUUGGAUUUGUGCAAUUUGAACGUGUAGAGGAAGCGGAAGCUGCAAAGGCGGGCCAUAAAGGUCGAAUAUUUAAAGGUUAUAAAAUAGAUGUAAAUAUGGCCGUGGAGGGACGUCAACCUAAACCGCAAUCCCGGCCGAGCCCUCCACGAAGAGGCCCGUACGGAGGUUACGUAGACGGCAGGGACAGCCGCCCACGCUCUCGCUCUCCCAUAUACGGACGAGACGCCCGAGAACCCCGGGACAGCAGAGAAGCACGGGAGCCCAGGCCUGGGGGUCCCCCACGGGACCACGAUGACCGCUACCGGGGCUCCGAGAGCCGCGAGAAGGACCCAAGAAGCGACCAUAGGGCAGACCCCAGGGGAGACCCGAGAGGAGACCCCAGGGGAGACCCCAGGGGAGACCCCAGGGGAGACCCCAGAGGAGACCCCAGAGGAGAUCCCAGAGGAGACCCUUCAUUCAGGGAGGAGUAUGACCGAUACUACCGCGCUGCAGCUGCCCCCGACGACUUCUACCGCAAGAAGGAAGAUCCCUACAGAGACUCGUUCAGAGACCCGUGGAACGGACGGCGAGACCCAGAGAGUGAGCGCGGGCGCCCAGAGGACCUGCGGCGUAACGAGCUGUACCGCCAGUACUUUGAGGAGCUGCAGCGGCGCUACGACACGGAGCGGCCCGUCGACUGCUCCGUCAUCGUCGUCAACAAAGUGCAGAAUUUGCAACCCAACUGUAGGGAGUAUGCCGAGACGGUGGGCAGGAAGGUGCGGGACCUGGGCAUGGUGGUUGACCUCAUCUUCCUGAACACGGAGGUGUCCCUGACGCAGGCUCUGGAGGACGUGGGGCGCGCCCGCACGCCCUUCGCCAUCAUCAUCACCCAGCAGCACCAGGUGCAUCGCUCCUGCACCGUCAACAUCCUGUUUGGCACCCCUCAAGAACACCGCAACAUGCCCAUGCAGGACGCCAUGGUGCUGGUGGCGCACAACUACGACACCUACAAGGUGGAGAACCGCGAGAAGGAGCGCGAGGAGAUUGCCAGGAAGGCCGCCAAAAUGGCAGAUGACGUUCUGGUCCGAGAGGCGGACCGAGAGGCCCACCCCGUGUCCCUGCUGACCGCCAUCACGCUGCUCUCCGAGAACAGGUUUGUGACGCCAGAGGAGUUGGACAGUCUAAUCGCUUACUUGAAGGACAAGAGGCUGCGCUUGGUGCGACCCAGUGCAGACCCACAUGCAGCUGCUAUCCACCCGGCUGCUGCGGCCCCCCACGCGGCCCCGGCCCCCCACGCCCACCCGGUCCACGCCCCCGUCCAGCAGAGCCACGGCGGCCUGCCGCCCCCCUCGGCCCCCCAGCCCAGCGCCAACCCCAACCAGCAGGAGCUGCAGGCCAAGAUCCUCAGCCUGUUCAACAGCGGCGCCGGGGGGGCCCUGCCCUCCUCCGCCCUGCCGGCCGGCGGCCCCAACAUGGCCCCCCAGCCUCAGCCGUACGGCUCCAUGGGCCCCCAGCACGGCCCGCCCAGCAUGUCCCACCCCUCGGCCGGCCUGCCCGCUCCCUCCCAGAACCCCCAGAUGCUGGGAGGAGGCCGGUCCUCCAUGCCCCUCGCGGGGCCCCCUCCGCCCGCCGGGGCCUCCGGCUACGGCAUGCCCCUGGGCCGGGGCCCCGCCCCUCCGCUGAGCCAGCGGCCCCCCAGCUCCGCCUCGGGCAUCAACUUCGACAGCCCCAGCGUCCAGAAGGCGCUGGACACUCUGAUCCAGAGCGGGCCGUCACUCAACCACCUUGUGAGCCCGCAGCAGCAGCAGCAGCAGGCCCCGGCCCCUAGGGGCCCGCCGGGCAUGGGCCAGCCACCCCCCAUGUCCAUGUACCCCCGCCAUUACUGAGGGCCACACAGCCAAUCAGGUCUCUUCUGACUGAUCUUGUGGGGGGACGCAAGAAGUACAACCUUGAUCGUUUGAUUCACCAGCUGUGUGUAGACCAUGUUUUUCCUACGUGUAAAUGCUUUUAAGUUUUGAGUUUUGUUUAGCUCAGUUCAUUUGUUGGAGCCUGUGUAGUUGUGAGAGCUCAUUCAAACCCGUUUCCUGUGUUUUCAACUAUUGACGCUGCAUUGCAUGUGUACAGAAGAUGUGAGAAGGGACCCUGAGUUGUUUUCAAACCAUUAACCGUAGUCGGUGCUGUAAUUUUUGUUGCAUCUUGGAAUAUUAUUUUUCUCCAGAUAUUGUCCAAAACAUGAUUGAUGACUCAAACACAAUUAGUGUAAUAAAAUGGUAUUGGUUUAUUGCAUUUUGUGCUGACAAAUCUAUAAAAUGGAACGGUAUCGCCAGAAGCCAUAGAGAUAUAGAAGCAUUUGAAAUGUAAGAUAAAACUACUUUUUUCCUUUUUUUUUAUGUACCAUGAAACACAAUAGAGAAUACACUUUUUUUUUAAUUAGAAUAUUUAACUUACACUGACACAAAAAAUAAACACCUCCACAUUAACUGUACUUGAUUUAUUUACACAAACCCCCACCCAACCAGUCACACCCCCCCCUAGCAGAUACGAGUGCACAUGUACACAUACACCCCCACAGAACUGAAAGGAAACAACUACAUCUUUUACCCUAAGACUAGGUACACAAUCCAGGAGGGUUAAUGAAAGGUUUGGAAUGAAAAAAAAUUGUCAUAUUCAUAUAUGCGUUUCUAUAGUUGUGUUUGUUAUAAUAUAUAUAUAUAAUCAACCCUACAUCCAUCUCAACCGUUUGUACAAAAUUGUACCCCAAACUCCAGUGAAUUAAAGACAAACCCUAAGUUUCUGGAUCCCAGGAAAGCAAGACUUUUUUUUUCAGAAUCAUUUAAGAAUGACUAAUGGUGUCUUUUUAGAUUAAUACAAGAUUUUAGUGAUUUGCUGUUCAUUAGAAUUUUUAGGUAAACCUUAACUAAUCUGCAACACCCGUCUGUAGAUUAAUUUCAGUGUGGGUUUUUCUAUAUAAAGAAAAGGGUUUUAACAUCAAAAUAUUCUGGCAUGCCUUUUAAACUAGCGUUCCUCAGAGUUUGUAUUAAUUCAUCAGAGUACUUCAUCGGAGCACACAUCACUUAUGUAGGUAAUUGAAAUAUACUUUGGUAAUGUAUCUGCAGAUAUAUCUAUAUAUAUAUAAUUUGACACAAACGACACUUAAUGUGAAAUAAUUCAACAAAUCUACCAAAAAAUAGAAUCUUGUACUGUAACUUAGGCUCUAUUCAUUCAUCUUGGAUACACAUGGCCAGUCAAAAAGAAAAAGGUAGCAAACGAUUCAUACUACUGAAAAAGAAAACUCCAAAAAAACAUUACAAACAAAAUACUUUGGAUACAACAAACACUCAAUAUAUUAUCAAUACUACAGUUUGUUGAGGGUAUUCUGCAUGCAUGCAUUAAGUUACACAACAUAACUGGACUGGGGCUCUGCUUGGGCCAAACCGGGAACAGCCUCUGAGUGUUAUUCACAUCUGGAUCAAUAACUAAAAUAAAACCAGCCGCUGAUCAGCCUUACAAUAACUGCUUUAGCGCAGAUAUUGAUGGGGAAAAGAAAGGGAGUUCAUAAAUGAAUCAGGCCUAGCUCUAAAAGCAGGAUUGUGGGACUGUUCAGAUUGUAGGGUUUGUUUGUGUAUUCUCUUUAGUUUGACAUCCUUUCACCGUUAACAGAUGUAUUGCAGAGCCCUUUAUAUCCAUUGGAGGAUGGAGUCUUGGUCAGAUCACCGGCAGGUAAGUCUCAUGCUACAGUAGUGCAGGUGAAGAUCUGUGUUCAUGGAUCAAAUGGGGACUAGAAGCUGACUGUUUCUGUGUUGUUUUAAUCUGCUUGUGGUCCAAGCAGAGCCAGUACCAGAAUUGGAAGCGCUUGUUUUAUAUUCUUUGAUAAUUUUUUCUGAAUUAUACUGCAAUCACAUAUAAGUACAGAUGUGGGAGGGGUUAUGAGUGGAAUGGGAGGAGGCUAUGGGUGUGGGCCGAUGGUUGGGGCUGGGUGUGGGUUUUUGGGGAGCCUCAUCAAACAAAUUGAGUAACAAGCAUUAAGAAAUGAACAAUUAACCAUGAUAUAUAUAUUUUUUUGAUUUGUCACGAAAAAUAAUCAAAUAUGAUGCAUUCCAAGGUGUCCUCGACUAAAAAUAAAUCAUAAAAUGGAAACAAAAAAGCAACAGGUAGGUAGUUUCAUUACAGUUUAUAACUGCAGCAAAAUAACUAAUUAAGUUUAUAUGUCAGGUACAUUUGACUUGAUGGCAGGCGACAACACGUCUCUCUGCCACCAGAUGUCCCCGUGGGGUGGUUUUGAGAGAGACGUUUUGUUCCCUGUUCAUCUGAUUUAGUAGUUUAAAGUGCUUUGUUGUCUCUGCCAAAAUUUGGGUAAACACUUUAUCCUUAACGGUGUGUAACAUAUGGUGACAAUCAUUCUGAUGUAAGAACUCACUGCUGACUGAGUUGCUAAAGAAAAUACAAAACAAAGGUACAAGAACAAAAUUGCACAUAAUACAAAACUCUCAAGACUUUUUCCACAGUGAUAGAACAGUGCACAACAAAAGACAACACCAUAGUAGGUUAAAGUGUCUUUGACUGCAGUGAUAUAUAGGCUAUAUUUACAAAAGUUGAAAUGAAAAGUGAAAUGUUAUCUCUCAGCCCAUUCAUAUACUUAACUCAAAGUCUGCUUUGAUAUUACAUAACACUACUUGAGCAAGAUCGAAAUAGGACAUGGAACAAUAAAGUAAACUCAUUUAUUUUUCUGAAAUAUAUUUUUUUUAGCAAAAGACUCGUUUUCAAGGUCUAGCCAUUUUCCCACGGGGGGAAACUCUCCACUGAGGUAACAUUUCAUGUGCCUCUGACCUCUUAGUCUCCCGCCUUAAUCACAUCAUAACUCUGUAGAAACCACUAAAACAAAUAUUGCCACAUAAGACCAUGCAAACAGUAAUUAUAAAACACAUUUUUAACUCAAUAAAUAAGUUAUUCUUCUUCAAUAAACAUACUUUUCUUGCCCCCCAACAUUAUCUUAAGCGUGGAGAGGUUUAAAAAGGCUCAGUUGAUGCAGGCAAUGUUCUGGUUGAAUAUAUAAUAGCCAUGUUAUUUGAAACGAGGACCCCAGCGCUGACCUAAUACAAGUGCUAUCAUCGCAUUUAAAGGUGACAGGAAAAUCUAUUGAGUGGGAGGGGGAACGCUUGAUGAUGAAUGUUAUCGUCUAAUCAUGUGGUGGGGAUACAUUUUCUAUAUAUCUGUAACCGGCAAGCAAUUUGAAUAAAUGCAACACAAUCUGUUUCUGGAUCAAGUUGGUUGUACUUUUUCUGUUCAAAUUGAUGAUCCAUUUUGCUCUCCCUGGAUCCUCAACCUUUAGAAGGCUACUGAACACCUCCCAGGUACAGUCGCACACACGAGCUGUACCACUGCUCUGAUUGGUUCAAAUUAGGAGAUUUUGAUGACCAAUGCUCAAACAGAGGGGACGCCAUCCACAGGGAUUGAGUUUAGCGUUUUUGUUGCCCCCUAUUGACGGGAUUAAUUGAGAGA
Messenger RNA from Gadus macrocephalus (Pacific cod), 5928 nucleotides. It is a transcript of the gene ncoa5, whose product is annotated as nuclear receptor coactivator 5. The record is from RefSeq and is a predicted model, not a curated record. Lineage: Eukaryota; Metazoa; Chordata; Actinopteri; Gadiformes; Gadidae. Gene Ontology annotation, cellular component: nucleoplasm. Gene Ontology annotation, molecular function: RNA binding. Gene Ontology annotation, biological process: regulation of signal transduction. Bases 261 to 2315 code for a protein of 684 amino acids. The transcript is spliced from 12 exons.